This is a messenger RNA of Hydra vulgaris (swiftwater hydra), 1199 nucleotides long. RefSeq lists its product as uncharacterized. The record is from RefSeq and is a predicted model, not a curated record. Lineage: Eukaryota; Metazoa; Cnidaria; Hydrozoa; Anthoathecata; Hydridae.
AAACCGUUACUUUAUAAUAUUUUGUUAACUAAGCACUUAUCAGAUGAUGAAUUUGUUAAGACACCAUAUAUAUACAAAUGACAUUUGUUAUACUUCAUUGGCUUAAGUCAAUUUUUGACAAGAUAUUUUUGUAAUAAAAAGGAAUUAUUACAUAAAUAUCUUGUGUUUUUCUAAAAUAAAAAGAUUUUGAGAUAUAAUAAUUUAUUUUUUUUUUAUUGCUUUUUUUUUUGUUAGUCAACAUGUUGUAAAGGAGAACUGAUUUGAUUUCUGUUACUUUUAUGGCCAACUUACUGUUGACUAUUUUAAGAUGUUUUAUUUUGAUUAUACAACUUUUUUUUUUAUCUUUAGUCCAAUCUGCACAGACUACAGUUGUAUCUACCUCAUGUGUUACACCUGCGACACUCAAGGAGGAGACAGCUAGUGCAAGACUUCACAAUAUAGAUAGUGAAGAAUUAAUGGGUGUGUUUAGCGAUGCCAAAGGAAGAUGUCCUAAUGCAACAAUUUGUUUUAUAUCCAGCAAAUUGAGAUCUAAAAAGAAUAGGACUAUAGAUUAUUUAGAUAAUCUUGAAGAGUCAUCUAGAGAAAAGGUAGUAAAGUGGUCUAUUUACAUGGCACAAAAAAAAAGAAUUAUAACUCGACUAAAAUGUCAUGAAAUUCGAUCAGAAAUUACUAAUAAACUGUCAUUCAAGCGACAGAAAAUGGAUGAAAAACAAAAAAAAAAGCUAGAGCGUGAGCUGUCUAUAUUAAGUCUCGGUGAAAUGAUGCAUAAAUAUAAACACUUAUCUGCAAAGCAACUCAAAGAUUUAGACGAUGUUAUGUCAGAAAGAAUUGUUGGCAGAACACUCGAUCACGAGUGGUAUGAUGCUGACUUUGCUAAAUCUGUCAUUUAUGAUGGUAGAGUUGAAAAGGUAAACAAGAGACUACAAGACAGAAUUUUCACUAUUUCUUACUGGAAACAAGAUGAAACUGAUAUUAAAGCUGUGGAACAUAAGAUGAAAAAAAUACAGCUAGCUGCUGAUGUUAUAUCAGGUUGGUGGGUUAAAUAUGAGCAUUUAAAUGAGAAAAUGUAUACUCGUGCAACUUGUAAUCUGGGUGUUAUAACAUCACAACCACAUCUUUGGCCAGCUCUAAGAUCAUCUUAUUUUGUUUGGCAGUGUUCUGGAAUCAAGUUAUGGCAAUAUUUUGUAUAUAAAAUAUAA